This is a messenger RNA of Eruca vesicaria subsp. sativa (arugula), 771 nucleotides long. NCBI's taxonomy places the organism in Eukaryota, Viridiplantae, Streptophyta, Magnoliopsida, Brassicales, Brassicaceae. The record is from the annotation of a GenBank genome assembly.
AUGAUAUUGCUAAAGUUUCUACCUCAAAACAGUUCUCCUCCUAAACGUGUGGAUAAGUUUUUAGCUGAAAUGAUAUGUUGUGGGAAUUGGGAGCCUGUGGAUACAUCAAGGGCAGUGGCCCUGAUCAAGGCUAGAAUUAAGUGUAGGGAAGAGUAUAUUUAUAUUCAUGGAUGGUGUAAUGAUUUUCCUGUAGCAAAUGAUGAAGAGCGGAAAGAAAUACUUAGACAGUUUGCUGAAGUUUUGAAAUCUUUUUGCUCCAAUGAUACUCUUCCAUGUAGCCUUUGGGACUGGUUGAUACAUUACACAGAAGAGAAUGUGAAGCUACCUCAAGUUCAUGGGUGCUAUCUUGAGAGAUGUAGCUUCUUUAAGAAUCCUCAGUGCAUCUGCUUCUUAGAUCUGAAGAACCUCAAACAUAUACUCGAAUUUGUUAAGCAGUUCACUACAGAUGUUCGCGCAGGAUUAGUUUUAGCAGUAGUUGAUCGGUUAUGGGGAAAGUCCCUGGUCAAUGAAAGAAGUGAUCUUGAGCGAGGAGGUUUUAAUCUGGUUUUGGAUGAGAGAUUGUUGUAUGUAGGAGAGCAUGGUUUUGAUGACUUAGGUAAAGUAACUGGAAUUUAUGAGCAUGUGAUACCUAAGGGUGAUGAGAUUGUCUCUUGGGUUCUAGACUGCCAAGAAAUGGAUACAAAUUUCGUGUCUCAAGUGGCAGAAGGUGUACACAACCUUGAGAUAUGGUUAGCAAUUUUGAGAAUAGUACGGUCCACGGCUAGGAAUUGA